CGGCGGCGGCGGCGGCGUCCUGGGCGGGGAUGGCCACGCCCGGAGCCCCCGCCCGGACACCUUCUUCCCGCGGGGUUGGCCUGGCGGCGGGGAGGGGUCCGGGGCCGGCUCCCCUUUUCUUCCCCCGCUGGCUCCCGGGCGCGCAGAGCUGAGCCGCGCCGCCGGGCGCCAUGGAGACGUCGGCCUGGGCGCUGCGCUGCUCGAGGGCCUUUUGGCGGCGCGUCUCCGGCCCGCAGGAGCAGCGGCUGCUGGAGGGGAUGAGCUACGGGAUGGUGGGCAGCAUGGCGCUGGCCAUGCUGGCCACCCGCUACCUGAAGAUCCCCUACGGGCGCUACGCCUCGUCCGCCUACGGGCCGCCCAUCCCGGCCAAGGUGGCCUGGGCGCUGCAGGAGGCGCCCGCCUUGCUCGUGCCGAUGGGGCUGGUCUGGGGCAGCGACGGCGCCCGGCUCGGCUUCUGGCCCAACCGCUUCCUCCUGGCCCUCUUCGGCAUCCAUUACACGUACAGGGCAUUCAUCUUUCCUUUCUUAAUUCGUGGAGGAAAGCCAACACCCGCCAUUGCAUUUUUGCUAGCUUUUGUCUUCUGCGCUUAUAAUGGAUACCUGCAGGGCCGGAGUUUGAGUAACUAUGCGGAAUACUCUUCAGAUUGGCCAACAGUACUGCGCUUCGUUCUAGGUUUUUCAGGGUGGCUAAGUGGCCUGCUGAUUAAUGUGCAUUCUGAUAAUAUUUUGAGGAAUCUCAGAAAACCAGGGGAAACGGGCUACAAGAUACCAAGAGGAGGAAUGUUUGAAUAUGUGACUGGAGCCAACUACUUUGGAGAGAUUCUUGAAUGGUGUGGAUUUGCUCUUGCAGCCUGUACCUUGGAAAGCGCUGCUUUUGCUGUUAGUACAUCCUUGAUAUUAGGAAGAAGGGCACAAAUGCAUCAUCACUGGUACCUCAACAAGUUUGAAGACUAUCCCCGCUCCAGGAAAAUUCUGAUUCCAUUUAUCUACUGAGCUCUUCCUCACAUUUCCUGCUGAUUCUGAGCAAUAGCUGCUGCUAUGACGAAUAAGAGAAGUUAAUGUUCAAUAAAUGUUGGCUAAACGGGGCCUCUGAAUACCCACCAGGGCACUUCUGGCAAUGCAAAUAUUGUGCUUAAUGAUGCAACAGGGACAUUUUCCAUUAUAAAGUAUUUUUGAAUUAUAGGUGCUAUACCGUAACUCUUUACGAGCUCGUUAUACCUCAACUUAAUGUUCUCUAAGUAACUUUCUUAACUUUCUCGAAGGAAAAGGCCCCUUACUAGGUUUCCAAAAGAUGCUGAAACCUUAACCUAGGUAAUUAUUAUAUACUUAUUAUUAUAUACUUCCGACUGCUUUUCUACUUUUAAGAAUUCCAGGCAGUUAACAGACUAAAUUAGAAAUAUAGGGUGGUUGUCAUUCUUGGAGCAGACCCACUGGAAUAAAUCGAUUUUUAUGUUCAUUGGUUUCAUUGGGUCUAUUCCAAGUGUCACUUAGUUCACCAUUAAUGAAAGACAAGGAGCAAAAAUAUACAAUACAAUACAAUACAAUACAAUACAAUACAAUACAA
Molecule: messenger RNA, 1563 nt
Organism: Podarcis muralis (Common wall lizard)
Lineage: Eukaryota; Metazoa; Chordata; Lepidosauria; Squamata; Lacertidae
Gene: SRD5A1
Product: steroid 5 alpha-reductase 1
Biological process (GO): steroid biosynthetic process
Cellular component (GO): membrane
Molecular function (GO): 3-oxo-5-alpha-steroid 4-dehydrogenase activity
Source: RefSeq, a predicted model, not a curated record